Molecule: messenger RNA, 7521 nt
Organism: Parasteatoda tepidariorum (common house spider)
Lineage: Eukaryota; Metazoa; Arthropoda; Arachnida; Araneae; Theridiidae
Biological process (GO): actomyosin structure organization
Cellular component (GO): plasma membrane; cytoskeleton
Molecular function (GO): actin binding; structural molecule activity
Source: RefSeq, a predicted model, not a curated record
AAUAUCUUUCACCGCAUUUCGGCGUUGGCGAUGAAAAGAGGGAGUUCAUUGUGGUAACCCUAAUUCUGAGUCUCAAUGUGCGGUGUGCAGGAGUGGUGUUGUGAUCUAUGAUAUUAAAUUUACGACGAAAUAUCAUUACGACAAGGAUUUUAAAAAAACUUUUCGAAGCCUUGGACAUAAGUUAGCUUUAUUCGAUAUCUUUUUAUCCUAAACUUUGUACAGUUUCUCUUAGUAAUGGCCGAGGAGAAGGGCGAUGAAGAGAAAAAAACCUCUUCAGAUGAAAAAAAGAAUGCUCAAGAUAAUGAAACUAGCUCUUCUCAAAGUUCACCUAAAGGCAGACGUAUGUCUCAAUCCAGUAAAGGCAAACCGGGAGUUAGUAAGGUUCGAUUGCUAGAUGGAACGGACUAUGAAACAGAAAUCGAUAGAGCCAGCAAGGGAGGUUACUUAUUUGAUAAAAUGUGUGAUCAAUUGAACAUCAUGGAAAAAGAUUAUUUUGGCUUAACUUUUCGAGACAACGAAGACGCAAGGAAUUGGAUUAAUUUUGACAAACGAAUAAGCAAACAAAUGAAAAAUCUUCCUUGGGUAUUUUCUUUUGAAGUAAAGUUUUAUCCUCCAGACCCUGCUCAACUACAAGAAGAUAUAACUAGGUAUAUGUUGUGCCUACAAAUAAGAAAUGAUAUACUUUGUGGAAAGUUACCCUGUUCUUUUGUAACACAUGCUCUCUUAGGCUCUUAUUUAGUGCAGUCUGAAUUAGGUGAUUAUGAUCCAGAUGAGCAUGUGAAUAAUUAUUUAUCAGAGUUCCAUUUUGCUCCUAACCAAACACCAGAACUCGAGGAAAAAGUAGUGGAAUUACAUAAACAACAUAAGGGUCAAACUCCCGCUGAAGCAGAAUUGCAUUAUUUAGAAAAUGCUAAGAAAUUAGCCAUGUAUGGAGUAGAUUUACAUCAAGCAAAGGAUUCUGAAGGCAUUGAUAUCAUGCUCGGUGUUUCUGCAUCAGGUUUACUAGUUUAUAGAGACCGUCUUCGUAUAAAUAGGUUUGCAUGGCCAAAAAUCUUGAAGAUAUCUUACAAGAGAAACAAUUUUUAUAUAAAAAUACGACCUGGAGAAUUUGAGCAGUUUGAAAGUACAAUUGGUUUUAAGCUUCAAAACCACAAAGCAGCAAAAAGGUUAUGGAAAGUUUGUGUGGAGCAUCACACAUUUUUCAGGUUGAAGACACCUGAAGUGCCCCCUAAGCCAAAGCUCUUUUUGCCUAGGUUUGGUUCUAAAUUCCGAUAUUCUGGUAGGACUCAAUAUCAAACAAGACAAGCGAGUGCAUUGAUUGAGCGACCACCACCACACUUUGAACGAACCCUAAGCAACAAACGCUUUGCCUCUAGGAGCAUGGAUGGCGCCCCAGGCUACUCUAGAGAGCGCCCCUCUCCUACACAAAGACCAGACGAAAGCAAGCGCCACACUCUUUCAGGUCCUCCCAGCAGCAGAGGCUACCCCAGCGAUGAGAAGAUAGACGAGACUGCUUCAUCCCUCACCAACACUCCGGAAGAAAGUUCCCGAUCCGAAAAGAUUAAAGAAGUGGAAGUGGAAAGAAAAAGCAAGAAACCUAUUGGAGGUGUUGCUGUAAUGUUACCAAUGGAUUUGCCGAAACCUAGAGGAAAAUCUCCGAUACCACCUGAAGUUCCGGAAAAGCCAGAGAGGACAGAAGUGAAAACUUUAACUCAAGAGCCUUAUAAAAAAGCGGUUGUGGAAGAGACUAAUAGUCAACUGCCUGCAUCUCCCCCUCAUGAUAAAAAUAAAUUCAGCGAUCAGCAGACACCUCAAAACACUAAACACGAUCCUCAACGACCCACGUCACUUUUCACUGGCAAGCCAACUCCUUAUACCAAGGAAUAUAUUUAUGAAGUUAAUUCCAGUGAGCAAAAAACGCCUUUUAGUCCUGCUGAACAUGGAUUCUCAUACGAGAAAGAUAGCCAGAAAUUCGGAAAUGUAUCUCCGGUACCUGCUGAAACUAUGAUGCUGGACAAUUCUCCGGGUAGUAAGCGCGCCAAAGGUUUAGCUUUCACUUAUGCUCCUCCUGAAACUGAUAAAGAUCACUCCCAGAAUGAAGUUGUUCUUUCGCAGCAAGUCCUGGUGGAAGAUAACAGGCUUCAGGACAUCUCAUCGGAGUGGAACGACACGACCAUUGACGAGUCGCUGAAAUGGGAUGAUUCCAAAGAUGAAGACAUUAUCAGGAAUAAAGAAAACUUGGAGAUAAUUCCUAAGACUGAUCAAAAGCAGAAACUUUCGUUAUCCAUGUUUAAAAAAGAAAAGUCUAAAAAACCUGAGGAAAAGAAAGUGAAGGAUAAAAAGGCAGAAAAAGAAGAUAAGGUGAAAAAGCGAGAAAAAGAUAAAAAAUCUGGGAAAGCGAGUAGAAGUUCGAGUGAAAGUAUUCCAAAUAAGAGGGAUUCUGCAGUUGAAGCUGAUUUGCAAGUUGAUGAAAUAGUUGUGGAGAAUAUCAAAGAAAUCUCCAGCAAAGAAGGGGCUGAAGACCCGUUGACCCCUGAGAAUGAAGAAAAAGCAGUUAAAGAUGUUUUAGAGAAAGAAAAAGAGAGUAAGCUCAGAUUAUCUUUCAAAAAAAGCAAGUCCAAAGAAUCUGUGAAAGACACUGACAAAAAAUUGAAAGAUGACGAAAAGAGAAAGAAAGAGGCUGAGAAAAAACAGAAGGAAAAGGAAGCAAAAGAGGAAGAACUAAGAAGAAAACAAAAGGAGAAAGAGGAGAAGGAAGAAGCCAAACGAAAGGCAAAAGAAGAUAAGAAAUUAAAAGAAAAGGAAGAAAAAGAGAAGAAAGCCAAAGAAAAAUUGGAAAAAAAGAAUAAAUCUGACAGUAAAUUGGACAAAAAAGCAAAAGAAGUUGCUGUUUCUGAAGUAGAAAGGAAAUCUCCUGAGCCACAAGAAUCUUCAUCCACAGUCAAUGAGAGCAAAAUCACAGAAGAGAUAAAAGAGAAGGAUGGUAAAAGUAAAAGCAAAGAGAGCCUAAAAGACUCAAAAUCAAAGAAAACAAAGCUCUCUCUGUCCAAUAUCAUGAAAAAGAAGUCAAAGAAAGAAGGAGAUAAUACAUCUACUUCUAGUAGUUCUUCAGAAGAAAUGGACAAGGAAUAUGCCAGGGAUGUGUCUGCUGAAAAUGUAGGCAUUCCAGAAGGACUUGUAACUUCCACUCCAAAUCGUUCUCUGAAAGGUGCAGUUGGUACUUUUCCAGCUGAUACCUCUAAAGAUGUUUCAUUUAGUUCAGAAACGGCUGUUCUAGAACUUGAAGGGUCUCCCUAUUCCAGCCCAAGAAGUAGCAAAGAGAAACCAACCACUCAGGGUGAUAUCAAGCAACCGAAGCCAUCAGUAGAGGCUGAAGGAUGGAAAGGACCAACCAUAGUGACUGAAUCAUCCAGUACUGCCUCUAGUUCAGUCACGACAACCUCAAGUAAACAAAUAUCUGGCACAGAAGUUACAAAAUCUCCUGACAAAGCAAUUGUGCACACAAAAUCCUCUAAAACAAGUGUGAAUCAAGAAAAGAAUGUAACUCAACAGGUUACAAAAAGUACAAGAGUAAUGACUGGUACAUUAGAUGAUGUUCAGUCUGCCAUCGUGAAGACUGAAGCAUUCAAAUAUGAUCCUAGCUCCGUUAAUAAUGCUCAGCACAGUACGACUUCUGUCCCUCUGGUUGCUACAGAGAUGAGGAAAGUCAAUUUCCCUGUGCCUCCCCCACCUCAAUUCAGUAAUGAACCUGAACCUUUGGCUGAAGAUGGUGAAAUAGUCAGCUCUUCUACAAUAUCUAGUAAAACAAAAACCAUCGAAACAAUAACAUAUAAAAUGGAGCAUGAUGGUGUUGUGGAAACUAGAGUGGAGCAGAAAAUAACCAUCCAGAGUGAUGGUGAGCCCAUAGAUCAUGACAGAGCUCUAACUGAAGCAAUACAGGAAGCCACCAUGAUGAAUCCUAACAUGACAGUGGAAAAAAUAGAAAUACAACAACAAUCUAGCUCUCAAUGAUUCUUAGAUCGCUCUGCACAACUACUUUUCUGAGAACAACUGCUUUGCUCCAAUUCAAAGUCGCAAGGGGGAUAAAACUACUCAAUGGCAGUUCUCCUUAAAAGGCAAAUUGAGUCAGAUCUAAUUUGUGACGCUUACUGUGAUUGGGGAUAUAUUAUCUGUGUUGUUUCCUUAUUGUACAUAGAACAUUUUUUCCUUUUAAAACCACCUGAUGAUAUAAAGAACAGAAUUCCAGGUGUUGGCUAUAAAAAUGACACAAGCAAUCAAAACUGCCAAUCCUUUUGUACAGAAAAAGCAAAAGAGGAUGGGGGAUAUUUUAUACAUUUCUUGUCACUUUUUUAAUGAUUCCUUUGAAUCAAAAUAAGAUGUGUUCAUCUAUAGUUAAGGAUAUUUGGUGCCCUAAGAGAGUUCUCAUUUUGACUUGUUGAGGGAAAAAAUAGGACUGUUUAAAAAUUUUAUAUUUAUAAUUUGUGGGUGAUGUUUUAAUUAUUUUAGUUUUUUUUUUCAGUGUUGAAUAUUUUUAAAAGAAAAAGUAAUGAUUUAGUAUAUCUUUCAUUUAUGAAAAAUAAUAUUUUAAAUAAAAAUUUUACUAUUGUCGAAAACAUUUCUCAUAAUUAUUUUUUUUUAAUUGUCAAUCAGAAGUUUAAUGAAAUUAUGUUUUAAACUAUUAAAUGAAGAAAAAGUUUUUACCUUAUGUUUCAAAUAUUUCUCAAUAUUUUUCAAAUAUUUCUCAAUUAAGUCAAUAUCUUUUGUUGCUUUUAUGUCUAGAACUCCUUAUUUAUCCAAUUAUAAUAGACAAAAGUUAUAAGCUUAAUUCUUAUAUAAGUCUUUUUAAAUUCUUAGGGUACCAAGUUCUUAAUGAAAACAUUAAAAACGAGUCCUCACUUCAAAAAAAAUAUUUGUUUGAAUUAUGUGUUUUAAUGAGUACAUGUUGUAUGUUUUAUUUAUGUGUUCUAUAUAUUAAUUGUCAUUACAAUAUUACUCGUUUACUGUUUUUCCAAUUGAAACGUCAUUAGCUUGUCCUAAAACCUGAUGAUUCUUUUGAAAAUAUAUGGUGAAAUCACAGAAAUGUGGUAUUCUGCAAAGGAUUGGAAGAUUUUUUUGUUUGUUCUGUUAUUCUGUUUGAAAAGUCGAAAUUAUUUCUUUUACAUACUAGAGGCAUAUUUCAGUAUGCUAUUUUUUUAUUUUUUGAUUGGUGGUAUUUAAAUUUUUAUAUUGAUUAUUUUUAGAAGACUAUUUCAAAAAAUUAGUUUUACUUUUUUUCAAAUUAAUUAUUGAGCUUAUAAAUGUUUAUGUUUGAAAUUAUAAAUUUUUAUUUUUUAGAUUUUAUAAAUUGGAUUUCUUGAUCUCAGAAGUCUUAGAAAUUUUAGUUUUAUAUUACUAAGUUUUUCUUUUAAAAGGUGAAAUAACUAAUCCUAAAAAUUGAAUCAAAACUAAAAUUACUAUAUUAUAAAAUAAAAAAAAUCACUUUGUGAGAUUCUGUUUUUAGCAUACUUGCUAUUUUUAAUGUCUUAAAACUCUUGUGCUAUAUUUGUACAAUCCAGUAGGUUUCUUUCAAAUUUCUCUUUCUAAUUGUACUAGAUGUUAAGUAAUUUUAAAUUUUUAUGUUAAUUUUUUUUUAAAUAUUUGGUAAUGGGCAGCUUAAAUAUUCUGUCCAUAAAUUGUUUAAUUUUAUGGUUGUAACAUAAUUUUAAACCUCUUUUCAAUGAAAUGAAUGUCUCAUUGUUGACAUGUUUGUUAAAAAAACAAAACAAUGUAUUUUAAAUUUUUUUUAUUAAUGUAAUUUUAUUGGUGAAAUUUAUAUUAAAAUUAAAACUUAGUGUUGUGGUUUUUCGAGAAAUUAGUCUUAUCCAAAUGAAGAAAGGGUUAAUAAGCUGCAUUUGAAUAAAGCUAAUACAAUGUUAAAAGUGUACAUUGGUUAUGAGGAGCUUAGCCACUGACCUAAAUUUCUGGAAAUCAUUUCACAUUUUUAAAAAUUCUAAUAACUUAAUUUGACUGUUUCUUGUAUUCCAUUCUUUUCAAAUGGUCCUAUUCUUUCCUAUUGGUCAGUUUCUUUAUUUAUCCUUAGUGAUGCGUUUGUAUUUUCUUCUGCACCCUUGUUUCCCUUUUUUCAUACUGUGUUUUAACACUGAAGAAAACAAUGCUUCACUAUAUUACUAAAAUGAUCAUGCAUGCAUCACAUUAUUUGUACUCUUUUCAUAAUGUUUUAGCUUUAUUCGAAUAAGUCUUAUAUUAAUCAUUCUUCAGUUUUUAAAAUUGUUCUUAAAUGGCAGUAAUCUUACAACUGUUCGCAAAUAUUUCUUGAAAACAGCAUCUAAUGUGCAUUCUUAUUAGUAUUAAAUGAUUUAAACUUUUUUUUUUGUGGUUGGAGUUUUAAAUUUUCUUAGUUUAACUCUAAGUUUGCUGCAAUUUUAUGCAUUUAUAUGUUUUUGUAUAUUACACAUGUCAUUCGGUUUUAUUACUAAAUAAUGUUUACCUUAUUUUAUGUAUCUUUAUUCUAAGAUAUGUUCAUCUGGUAAAAAGAUAUCAACUUUAUACAUUUAAAUUUUUUUUUAUCACAUGUGCCUAUGUGACUUAUAAAAAUUACUGAAAAAAAAGAGCUACCUUAAUGUAAAAUAAUCUGUUUAGGAUGUGAAUUGUAUAGAUGAUCUUUGUUGGAUCAUGGUUAAAAUUGUUAAAUUUAUCUAAAUAAAAGCAUUUCAAAAUAUAAACUUAUUUAAUUAUAGAUAAAGCUAUAUGAAUAUAUUUAUACGUGUUGUUGAAAUAAUAUUAAGUAUGUGAUUGUAAACUUUCUUUUGGGUUCGGGAAGAGGGAUAGUAACCAUUUUAAAACAUAGUGCCUUUAAUUUAUUUUAAAAUUAGUGCAAAUCCAAUUAUCUUAAAAUUAUCUAUAAAUUUUUUUUUGGAAUUUGGGGAAGAAAGUAUGUGCAUAACUUAAAUUUACUGAUUCUUUGUGUGUAAUGUCAAUUUAUAAAAUUAUGUUCCUGUUUAAUUUUCAUAGCUGUUCUGAAAUCAUAAGUAUUGAUACAUAUAUAUGUUCCCAUCUCCUAUACUCUAUUGUACAAAAUGGUAAACUUAAAAGACUGAAAAUUUGCUCAGAAUUAUAGAUUUUUCAUUUAGUCACCCAGUAAAAUGUGUGAUAUGUAAAAUGUUUAAUAGUCUAUAUGUUUCAUUGGAAUUAGAUGUUGAAAGCAGCUUUUUUUUAAAACAAAAAUACUUUUGUCUGUAUAUUUUGUGCUCUGUUAAUCAUAACAGUAUUUUUAAUUUUUGUUGAACUUACCAUGCCCAAAAACAUGCUGCUAUAAGUUUUUUUUAAUGCACAUAGAACUAUUAAAAAUCGUUUAAAAAACUAAUGUUCUUUUUUUACAGCUAACAAACUAGUCAUUUAGACACUUGUGGGGGUAAUCCAUAUUAUUAUUUUGACAUAUACUUAAAACAAUAAAGUCAGAGCAUUUAGAUAUAAAAUGUAGUUAAAUUUACCAUAAUAAAACCAACUUGUAAUUUUUCGGUA